This is a messenger RNA of Erigeron canadensis, 2243 nucleotides long. Its product is annotated as BRASSINOSTEROID INSENSITIVE 1-associated receptor kinase 1-like. Gene Ontology annotation, biological process: protein phosphorylation. The record is from RefSeq and is a predicted model, not a curated record. Gene Ontology annotation, molecular function: protein kinase activity; protein binding; ATP binding. Bases 136 to 2106 code for a protein of 656 amino acids. The transcript has 10 exons. Lineage: Eukaryota; Viridiplantae; Streptophyta; Magnoliopsida; Asterales; Asteraceae.
AUGUUUUGAAACAUUCUUUCUUAAUUAUUAAGUGUCGUUUACUCUUUAACUUUGUGUCUUUGUUACCUUGAGCUGAAUGGUUCAAGAAGUUGUUAAUCUCGUUUAGUAUUAUGACUUAAUAAUUAGCUAAAGGAGAUGGGAAGGAGCUUUCCAUUUUUACUUGUUUGCUUCUUUAGUAGUUUGUUCAUACUGGUUAAUGGGAAUCUCGAAGGUGAUGCAUUGUAUGCUUUUAAGGAGAAAUUCACCGAUCCUACCAACGUUUUGCAAAGUUGGGAUCAGACCCUCCCAAAUCCAUGUACAUGGUUUCAUGUUACCUGCAAUCCUGAGAAUAAUGUUAUUCGAGUUGAUCUUGGAGGCGCGAAUUUGUCUGGUCAAUUAGCUCCAGAUCUUGGUCAACUUACGAAUUUACAGUCUUUGGCUCUUUAUAAUAAUAACAUCACUGGCAAUAUUCCGUCUGAGCUUGGGAAUUUAACACGGUUGUCGAGUUUGGAUCUGUAUCAGAAUCAGUUAGACGGUGACAUUCCAGCUACGUUAGGCAAGCUUCAGAAACUUCGUUCCCUGUAUGAUCUCAUAUCAUUCAUACUGAAAAUUUUAUUUUCUUCUUUUAGAUUCUUCACUAUAUGCAAAUGUACCAAUAGAUUAUCAAUUAUGAUUGUCUUGAAAAUCACGGUAUUGUUGUACUGCUGUUUCUGCAAGGAUAGUCGUCUCAAUAACAACAAGUUGAGUGGAACAAUUCCCGAUUCCUUAACUACUAUAUAUACUUUACAAGUUCUUGAUCUAUCAUUUAACCUUUUAAGUGGACGUAUUCCUGUCAAUGGAUCAUUCACGAAUUUCACGGAUCUCAGUUUCCGCAAUAAUACCCAGCUGAUAUUUCCAACUCCUGUUGGACUAGCUCCAGCACCUAAUUCGCCAUCUCCUUCAGGCGGCAACGAUAACACUGCAGCUAUUGCUGGAGGAGUUGCUGCUGGUACUGCUCUUCUUUUUGGGACCCUGAUUGCACUUGCUUUCUGGCAGUGUAGACAGCCACCAGAUCGUUUCUUUGAUUUGCCUGCUGAGGAAGACCCUGAAAAUCAUCUGGGACAACUAAAGAGAUUUUCUCUACGUGAACUACAAGUGGCAACCGACAGUUUUAGUAAAAAGAACAUUCUUGGACGAGGUGGAUUUGGUAAAGUUUACAAAGGACGGUUAACUGAUGGAAGCCUGGUGGCGGUAAAAAGACUUAAAGAGGAACGUAAAUAUGGUGACGAAUUGCAGUUUCAAAUGGAGGUCGAAAUUAUCAGUUUGGCAGUACAUCGGAAUCUACUUCGUCUAAUAGGAUUUUGCAUGACACCAACUGAACGAUUGCUCGUGUAUCCAUAUAUGGUCAAUGGCAGUGUAGCAUCAUGUCUAAAAGGUCGACCCAAUACAAAACCUGCACUUGAUUGGGCAACAAGGAAACGAAUUGCAGUAGGGACUGCACGGGGUCUUGCUUAUUUACAUGAGCAUUGUACACCUAAGAUCAUUCACCGUGACGUGAAAGCUGCAAAUAUAAUGUUAGAUGAGGAGUUUGAAGCAGUUGUUGGAGACUUUGGGUUGGCUAGGCUCUUGGACUGGAAAGCUACUCAUGUUACAACAGCAGUUCGAGGUACUAUUGGACACAUAGCCCCAGAGUAUAUAUCCACGGGGAGAUCUUCAGAAAAAACCGACGUUUAUGGGUAUGGUGUGAUGCUUUUGGAACUUAUUACAGGGCAACAGGCCUAUGAUCUUGCUCGCCUUCAGAAAGAUGAAUCGGUCAUGUUGCUCGAGUGGGUGAAAGGACUUCUGCAGGAUAAGAAGUUAGAGACACUGGUCGACGCAGAGUUAGAAGUUGAUGUUGUUAAUGACGAUGUGGAAAAAUUGGUACAGAUUGCUCUGUUGUGCACACAAGAAAUAGCAAUGGAACGACCUAGUAUGUCAGAAGUUAUCAGAAUGCUGGAAGGUGAUGGUUUAGAUAACAAGUGGGAGAAGUGGCAGAACGAUGAUAUAUCCCGGCGAAAGUUUAGCAACAUAAACACUUCAUAUCCUGAUUUUAUUCAAAUAAUUUCGAAUUACACUCCUAGCGCAGAUCAAUUGUCUGCUCCUAGAUGAUCAAGCCAUCAUGGUUUCUGAUUCUGUUAUCUCUUUUUUAUUUCUGCUUCCACCCACAUUAGGAUAUCAGUUGAACAUUCUCCAUGUCCGUACAUUGUUCAAAGCAUUAAUAUUGUAAGGGUCACAAUUUUCAUCUA